Xyrauchen texanus (razorback sucker) is the source of this 2834-nucleotide messenger RNA. Its product is annotated as proteinase-activated receptor 2-like. The record is from RefSeq and is a predicted model, not a curated record. Gene Ontology annotation, cellular component: membrane. The transcript is spliced from 2 exons. Gene Ontology annotation, biological process: phospholipase C-activating G protein-coupled receptor signaling pathway; thrombin-activated receptor signaling pathway; positive regulation of Rho protein signal transduction. Gene Ontology annotation, molecular function: thrombin-activated receptor activity. The coding region runs from base 125 to 1300 and encodes 391 amino acids. Lineage: Eukaryota; Metazoa; Chordata; Actinopteri; Cypriniformes; Catostomidae.
UUAGGUCGACCGUACACUUUUGACUCAGGGAAACGACUGGGUGUUGUGCAUCCAAACAACACGUCAGACGGACUUUAAUUUCGUUUAAAAAGUUUGUAAACGCUGAUAAACGAACACGCGGACAAUGGCUGUGGCUGGAAUUUAUCGGGUCUUUACCUUUUCGGCUCUUUUGAUAUACGCAUCGGCGCAGUCAGGUAAAGGCAAAGCAAGAGGGUUUUUUGGCAUUUUGGAUGAAUACUUGGAUCUUGUGGUCGUUGAUCAGGUCACUGUAGAUACUCUUAAGAGUGGUCUGACAACCAUCUUCCUGCCGAUCAUUUACAUAAUCGUCUUCGCUGUUGGCUUGCCUAGCAAUGCAAUGGCUAUAUAUGUUUUACUGUUCAGGUCAAAGAAACUUCACCCUUCGACCAUCUACAUGGCUAACCUGGCUCUGGCCGACUUGAUGUUUGUUAUCUGGACGCCUCUUAAGAUUGCUUACCACUUUAAAGGGAAUAACUGGACUUACGGGGAAGGAAUGUGUAAAGUGAUGGUGGGUUUCUUCUACGCCAACAUGUACUCUUCCAUCCUCUUCAUCGCUUGUCUAAGUAUACAGCGGUACUGGGUUUGUGCUCACCCACUUACGCAGCAGAGGACAAACAACAAAUUGGCAAUCAUAGCAUCUGUUUCUAUCUGGAUCUUUAUUUGGGUCAGCACAACACCCUUGUACCUGUACCAGCAGACUGCUAAACUCUCAGACCCUAACAUCACCACCUGCCAUGAUGUCAACAUUAUCAGCAGGGAGAACUUCCAGACGGACGAUGCGUUCCUAGACGUUAAGAAGCCCUACUAUUAUUUUAUGGUGAUGGCAGGGCUUGUGUUCUUCAUCCCAAUGGUGGUCAUCAUCGUGGCCUACGUCAUGCUUCUCCGAUCUCUUGGGAAUUCAGCAGUCGAGGGCAGCGCUGGGAAAAACCGCCAGCGGGCAAUGGCCCUCAUCAUAACCGUGCUCAUGACAUUCCUGGUCUGCUUCAUUCCUAGUAAUGUGAUGCUGGUAGUACACUACGCACUUCUGCGGAAGGGUUGGGCCAAUAAUGGCUAUGGCUUCUACAUCACAACGCUAUGCUUGGCCAGUCUAAACAGCUGUCUGGACCCUUUCAUCUACUAUUUUGUGUCUGAUGAGUUCAGGGAACAUGUUAAGAACACGCUACUGUGCCGUAGCAGUCGUACGGUGGAGAGGAUGAGAGUGUCUUUCAGUUCAAUGAAAUACUCGAAAAAGACCAAGACGUACAGUUCCAGUACAGCCCACACAGAAAAUAGCACCUGCUGAGAGCACACCUGCACUUGUGGAUAUGGACCUAAAAGACUGGGUUGGGCGGGGCUUUUUUUUAUAUAUAUGUAUAUAUUUAACUCUAAGACUGUGACACAAUGGAGGGAAGAUUGUCCUUGGAAUUAUGUAGAAACUAAGAGUGAACUUUCGCAGAAACUUGGCCUUGGUCAAUCAGUGAAGGAGUGUGUGAAGGUGAUAUUUUGUUUGGUUGUGAGACUUUAGUAAACCAAAAGCUGAUCAGCUGAUGGGGCCCACGAAGGCAGAGUUUGAAAAGCACAAUCUGUUUAUAUAUGACUUUGUAAUCACAUGACUCUGAUGUAGCAUACAGUCUAAACCUCAGAAGGUCGUAAAGAGGAAGUACUCUCGCAAAACUUUUAGCCAGAUCAUUUAGCAUUUAGCCAGAUCAUUUUGUUACAUUUGCUAACGCUCAAUGGGUCUUGUUUAAAGAUAUUUAAUGUGAAUUUAUCAGCCCAUUAUGGGUAAAAUAUUCAAAUAUAUGUACAUUUUGGCCUGGAUUUGUUAUGUUGUUAAUAUUAGAUGUUUUUCUACCAAAUCUGAUUAACUUUGUUAUUAAAAAAAAAACAGUUGCUGUGACUGUUUCUUGACCUCAUUAUAUUAUAUAGCUGUAAGUAGGUCAACCACUUCUUAUCUAUCAUAUAAGUUUGAGUAAUAUAUUUUAAAGUGACACAUUUGACAGUUCAGAUUGAAACAAAUGUAACUCUGUUAAAUGAGCUUUAUAAUAUUAAUCUUAAACUUGCUUUCUAAUGUCAAUCAUUUUACAGUCACUAGUCGGUUCAGCGCAUGCCUGUGUUAAACAACUGGUUAUGUUUUACCAUUUUUAACCCUAAAACCACACAUCUCUAUUUUGUUUAUCGGAUGUCACUGUACCUCUUACUUUUUAAAUAAAUGUUUGUUUUGUUAGACAUUCGGACUCCUUUGUGAAGCAUUUUUAGUUUCCUAUAAAUAGUUGAGGUUGCUCUGAUUACCUGUUGAAAACAUCAUGCGUGUCUAGAUGAGUCAUAGCUUGUUUAUGGCAAAACUAUGACACAUUGUAUCAUAGUAACAUAGAUGAAACUUGCCACACGUAGUGACAUCAGACAUUCUUUAUGAUUGUAUCAAUUAAGCUUAGAAAGUUUGAGAAUGUGAGAAACACUUUUAAUAACUUUUGUGGAGGUACAAUGGUCCUGGUUCAUGAAAAAUGAGAAUUUGUUUUGUGUAAAUUGUUCAUAAAAUAAUUCUUAUGUAAAUUAUCACAUUUAAUUAUAGAUAAAAAGUUACUUUUUUUUGUUGAGGCACAUUGGUUGUCAUUUAUUAAAUUUGAUUAGAAUGUAUUUCUGAUUUCUUUGCCUAUGAAAAUUUAUGUAAGAAUGUUUUUAUGUUUUAUUUCAUGAAUAAGUCCCAAAGCUUCUAGUAUUCUAAACUAGUUACAACAGCCUAGACCAUGUGCUGCUAUGCAGUGCUGCUCAUUCAAGUAUGAAAGUUUUUCUUAUCCAAAGAUCUCGCUAUGUUUGCAUUCCCGGUGUUCCUGCGAAAC